This is a messenger RNA of Hippoglossus stenolepis (Pacific halibut), 2542 nucleotides long. RefSeq names its product Jun dimerization protein 2a (gene jdp2a). The transcript is spliced from 4 exons. The record is from RefSeq and is a predicted model, not a curated record. Lineage: Eukaryota; Metazoa; Chordata; Actinopteri; Pleuronectiformes; Pleuronectidae. Gene Ontology annotation, molecular function: DNA-binding transcription factor activity, RNA polymerase II-specific; RNA polymerase II cis-regulatory region sequence-specific DNA binding. Gene Ontology annotation, biological process: regulation of transcription by RNA polymerase II. Bases 317 to 910 code for a protein of 197 amino acids. Gene Ontology annotation, cellular component: nucleus.
GUGUUUUCUUAUCUGCUGUUGUGUUUUGUUUUUUACAGUUGUGUUUUCCUAUUUACAGAUGUAUUUUCUUAUUUGCUGUUGUGUUUUGGCGAUUUGUUGUGUUUUCCUAUUUACAAUUGACUUGUGCGAUUUGCACCUCAGGGCCACCGUAUUAAAAAGGUCAUAUUUUUGUCAAGUGAUCUCACAGCAUGUGUUUAACAUGGGAGGCAGAGUUAAGUCAAACAUGACGUCAGAGUUUCCUGCGACCUAUUUCAAAUGACUGAUCUUUUGUAUUUCAGUGGGACGAUUACUCCCAGUAGAUGAGUGGUGGUGCUGCAUGUUGCAGUGCAGCCGGAGCAGGCCUCCAUCUGAGCCACAUUGCAGCAGUAGUGCAGCCUCAGUGUUUCUUGAUGGGAGGAGCGCUGUGGUCACGACCGAGUCUGACGCGAUGCCAGGACAAAUCCCAGAUCCCUCUGUGACAGCAGGCUCCCUGCCCAGCCUGGGCCCGCUGGCCGGGAUCUCAGCCACCACGCUGACUGACAAGCUCAAAUUUAGUGACCUCCAGGAGUUUGGGACGAUGCUCUCACCGCUGCACUUCCUGGACAGUCUGGGGAAAAGGCCCCUAGUCAUCAAAACAGAGAGGGACGAUGACAACGAUAGGAGGAAACGGAGGCGAGAGAAGAACAAAGUGGCUGCAGCUCGAUGUCGAAACAAAAAGAAAGAGAGGACCGAUUAUCUACAACAGGAGUCGGAGCGACUAGAGAUGUUGAAUUCCGACCUGAAAGCGCAGAUUGAGGAGCUGAAGCAGGAGCGCCAGCAACUCAUGCUCCUGCUCAACCGCCACCGCCCCACGUGUAUUGUCAGGACAGAUAGCGUCAAAACCCCGGAGAGCGAGGCGAACCCCCUGCUGCAGCAGCUGGAGGACAAGUGAAGGUGCGACGGGUUCGUGCAGACGGCAGCUGAGAAGAAGCAGCCAACAAGCAGCACUUAGCUCUCUGGGCCUCGGUCACGGAGGAGAACCCUCGUACCUUAAAGACACGGAGCCGCGAGGCACAAUAUGAGGAUCCAGUAUGAUUGGAUGUUGUUAUGGCAGUUAAAUCAAACUUUUCUACUUCUCCCUCCUGCUUUCCCAUGUUGCUGUCAUUUUGGUCAUUGGAGCCACUGUAAGUGUGAAGUUAAACAAAAACAGACAACAGGUUAUCUUACACUCAGCUUGUUGUUUUAUAGCAGAUUUUCUACUACAUUUCCUCUUAACUUUAGCCAUUAGCCAAAAACAGAAUAGAUUCAUUAUAGCCAUUGUCAGACAGGACCUCCGGAGGAUGUCCGGAGAAUUGGGUCCGGACUUUCUCCGGAGUUUGCCUUUCACACAUGAACAACGCAGCAGGAGUUUCUCCGCUCGGACGCUUUCACAACCACAGCAACAACAAAUCUGCAGGUGUUUGUGUGAGAGGUGUUGCAGACGCAGGAUGUAACAUAUUUAUUCUGCUGCGGAGAUUCGAGUGUUUUUAUUUACAGCAUAUUGUAGACGGGCGUCUGCUUUUAUCCCCAAGAGCUUUCUUGACAUCUUCGUCUUCCACUCUUAUUACUCAACUUUUUUAACUUGCAGAUAUCUGUUUUCUUUUAGUUUUUGCGUGUGUAGACUCGUCAUCACAACAACCCCCACUCGCUUGCGGUGAAUCCUGCGGAGGAUCUCCUGCUGGGAUCUCACAUCGUCAUUCCACAGAAAGUCCGGAGGCUUUCACUCUGGCAUUUACCUUCUCAAAAACCGCCUCUCCUGAAUGUCCGGAGGAUCUCUGUUGUUCAGUGCAUGUCUGUAAGCAGUUUAUUUUACACUUUGUGGAAACAGAAAAAGAAUAAUUGGCUUUAAAAAAAAAUCACACGUUAAAGUCCACUCAAUAGUUUCAGUUAAUCAUUUGAUGAUUUAUAAAGAAAUUAUUUACAUUUCUAUAGUGUAUAACUUUGGCUAAAACUGUGCUACACUUGAUUUGUUUGCAUGUAGCCAAGUUCCAGCAGCAUUUCAAUCACUUUUAGUUUCAAACAUGGUUUUACUAUUUGUGGGAUCAGGCUACAAAUAGAUUACUGAGGGGUUUCAAUACUUCUCUGUCUGUAUGCUCAUGAUUAUUUUUCUUGUUUUGGCUUUGUUAAAAUGCAUUCCGGGAAAUUUUAACUAAAAUUCAAUGAGACAAGGGCAAACAUGGGGAAAUGGGUAGGCCUUAUAGAUAUAUUGUAUUUUAACUAAAUCAACUUGUUAUAGCUACAGACUGAGUAGUUAGUGUUUUCAUUUCAUUUUAGUUCUUUCAUACUUUUGAAGACAAUUUGAUGGUGAUUGACCCCACCCUACCCCGCUCCUUUUAUUCAUAUGUUUUGGCGCAGGCGUCACGUAUAUAUAUAUAUAUAUAUAUAUAUAAAUAUGGACUGUUUACAUUGUACUUUUACGUUCUGUUAUCAUAUUGUUACUACCAAUUAAGUUUUUUAUACUUUUGUAUAUGAUAUAUAUAUAUAUGCAUAUAAGCUAUCACAAAAUCUCAGUUUGUAUUUCAUCAAAUAAAUGUUUAGUUUCUUU